Messenger RNA from Schistosoma mattheei, 3036 nucleotides. The record is from the annotation of a GenBank genome assembly. NCBI's taxonomy places the organism in Eukaryota, Metazoa, Platyhelminthes, Trematoda, Strigeidida, Schistosomatidae.
AUGCUCUGUCUUACAGAUAUGUCGUCUGGGGACAACAAUUCACAACAUAAAGAGAGUUUAAUGCAUGAAAUCAAUGCAUUGUUUGCUCCACCAACAAAUGAAUCAUACGGUAAAAAAGGUUCACUCGGUAUUCCUUCUUUUCGUCGUGCAAGAAAAAAUAACGAAUCAACGACAAACAGUUCGGAAACAAAUAAUUCCAGCGAAAGACUUGUCUGCGAUCGAUGUCCAGCCAGCUUUCACCUUGAAUGUCUUGAUCCACCAUUAGAUCCGGAUGAAGCACCUGUUGGUGUCUGGUUUUGUCAUCGAUGUUCAAUGGUAUUGAAAGAUGAAGAAGAUAAAACUUCAACAUCAAGUAGUCAGACAACUAUAGCUACAGAUACAGGUUCUUCACGUUCUGGUAAAAGUGGACAAAAACGCCAAGAUCAUGCAUCAUCAUCAUCAUCAGUUGGAACUACAACAACAGCAGCAGCAGUUGGACCAUCAACUUCCACUUCCACAUCUUCCAUCAAUAGUAACAAUAAUAAUAGUCAUUCUCACCAACAAAAUCCAUUACAACAAUUUAUCCAAUCACAAACUAGCAAACAUAUGAAUAAAUUAUCGAGUAGUCGUUCUAGUACUUGGGGUGAUUCAGCGUAUGUUGCUGAUAUUGAAGAAUCUGAGCUAAGAGCAUUAUGGAAAGUAAUUGAAUAUGCGAAAUAUCAAAAUCCAAAAGAAUAUGAUCUACCGAAAGACUUAUUACCUGGUGUUAAGCUUCCUGGUUCAUAUAAAACACCAACAGAACGGAAAAAUAAAAGUAUCAUCGAAUUAGAGAAUGGUCUUAUUCCACAACCUGUAAGACGUUGUUAUGUAUGUGUUCGAACAUGUUUCUAUGCUCCUUUGUUACCAUGUGAUUAUUGUUCAUCAUGCUUUCAUUUAGAAUGUUUAAAUCCACCAUUAUCUCAUUUUCCACCACGUUCUGAUCGAUGGAUGUGUCCAAAUCAUACAGAACAUACAACUGAACGUUAUUUAACUCGUUCAAUACGAUUAACUGAACGUAUGCAAAUUUGGACUAAAUUAUAUUCAUCAUUAAAUAAUGAAAAUAAUCAUUAUGAACAAUCUAUUGAUAAAACUGAUGAAAUGACAAAAAUACUUGAACAUAUACCUCCAUAUGAAUUAACUUAUACACCAGAUGAAGAAAGUUCUAUACUUUCUGAUUUAAUGCGUACUAUUCAACGUAGUAGAAAUGAACAACAACAACAACAACAACAGCAUCAGUUAUUGUCAUCGAAUUUAUCCAAUACAGCAAUGUCAAGUAUUUUCGAUUCUAUACUAUAUACUACUAAUAAUACUACUACUAUUGAAGAUAAACAACAUAUAUUGUCCAAUCGUCAUAUAUGGCGUUUAAAUCGUGAAUUAGCAGCAAAGUCUAGAAAUAACCAAAAUUAUUAUGGUAAACAGAUAAGAAUUGUGGUACCAAAAGCAGUUAAACAUUUAUACAAUAAUCCAGUAAAACGUGUCCCACGUAUUAAUGAAUCAUCAAAUGUAUAUCAAUUAACAAAUUUACUUGAUAGUUCCAGUACAGAUGAAAAGAGUAUAUUUGUUCGUGGCCUUUUACAAUUUUAUUUACAAAAUACAUUACAAUUACCUACACAAUCGUCAAAUCUAAUACAAUCAGAUAGUAGUAGUAGUAGUACAAUGAUUACUGAUACUAGUGAUACUAUUGUCACUACUAAUGCAACACAACUGUCAAUAUCAUCAUCAUUAUCAUUUGAAACAACUCCUAUCACUGUAACAACAACAGCUAUUGACAGCCAAAUAAAUGAUAAUAAUAUAUCUAGUUCCUUCGUAAUAGAUAACAAGACAACUGAUACAUUGAAGCUAACUACAGAUUCCAUUGAUAUGAACACUGGCAAUAAUUCAUCGAUAUUACCAUACAAUACAGAACAGAUAUCUAAAGAUCCUUCAUUUAUUCAAGAUGACAACGAACAUUUGUGUAACUCAUUCGAACAAUUGAAUACAGCAAUUAUGAAGAAAUUCAAUAAUAUUACUGAUAAUAAUAGUAUUCCUUCUAAAUUGGCUCGUUUAGACCCUCAAUUAUUGUAUACUUUAGCAGCACAACGUAUUUAUGAUCUCUUGGGUAUUAACAAUGAAAAUUCUAUUUUUCCUAAUGGAGACAAUAUUAAACAGAAUAGUUGUAAAACAAAGAAAGACACUUCUAAAACAUUGAAUAUUCCUGAAAGUUGUAUCCGUGCAAGAGCUGUACUAACACCUUGUGAUGGGACUAAUGGAUAUGAAACUCGAAUGCAUUAUAGGCAAUUGACUGUUGGUACAUCACCAGAUUGUCAUUUAUGUUUAGCUAAUUAUAAUUUAUCUUCAUUAAAUAAUCAAAAAUGUUCAUUUAUAUCACCACAUCAUGCUACAAUCUUCUAUGAUGAUUGGACACAACAUUAUGAAUUAAUUAAUUAUAGUGAAUAUGGUACACGUGUAGAUGGUAUUAUAUAUGGGAAUGAUAUAGAUAGAAAAUUAAUUUAUAUUCCAGAAUCUUCCGAUCUUGUUCAUCGAGUUCGUAAUCUCAUAAAAACUGCUCCUAAAGAAUUAUCACCAAAUUAUCAUACAUCAUCGGUUAUUUCGGAACUCUGUGCUUCACCGCCUAAACGUCUAAUGAAAAUGUUAAGUAAACGACAUGAAGAUUUAUCACAUAUGACAUCUAUAUGUGAUUGUACAAGUUUACAUUUUACUCGAAAUGAUAAAUUUCUAGUAGAUAAAACAGAUUCAUCACUCAAUUUAAUCACUGGUUGGGAAGGUUCUGCUAUUUUAAGACAUGGUUCAGUUAUACAAUUUGGUUGUUAUAAAUUUAUAUUUAGUUUAGUCAAUCAUGCUUUACCUUCCUAUCCAUCAUUAUCAUCAACAUCAACUUCAACAUGGAUGACAAUGAAUCAUAGUUCAACACAAUCUUCUUCUUCGCAUGAAUCACCAGUACUACUUACAGAUUCUUUAUCAGUAGUAACAAAAGAUUUUUUAAAAUUAUCUAAAAAUAACAAUUUACUUGUGCACUAA